AUGCUGGAGAAUGGCUCGCUGAGGAACUGCUGCGAGCUGGGCGGGCGAGGGCGCUUCGGCUUGGCGGGGCGGGAGGCGGCGGCCCGGCGGGCGGCCUGGGUGGGCCCGGCGCUGUCCGGCGUGCUGAUCUUCACCACCGUGGUGGACAUCGUGGGCAACCUGCUGGUCGUCAUCUCGGUCUUCAGGAACCGCAAGCUCCGCAACUCCGGUAAUGCAUUUGUGGUUAGCCUGGCUUUGGCAGACCUGGUGGUGGCCUUGUAUCCAUAUCCACUGGUGCUCUCAGCCAUUUUCCACAAUGGAUGGUCCUUGGGUGAAAUGCACUGUAAACUGAGUGGCUUUGUGAUGGGACUAAGCGUAAUAGGCUCCAUCUUCAACAUUGCUGCAAUUGCAAUAAACAGAUACUGCUACAUAUGCCAUAGCUUUGCUUAUGCCAAAGUGUAUACCUGGUGGAACACAAUGCUAUACGUCUGCCUAAUUUGGGUGUUAACAGUUGUUGCAACUGUGCCAAAUUUUUUCGUUGGCUCUUUAGAGUAUGAUCCGCGCAUCUAUUCAUGCACAUUUGUUCAGACUGCUAGCCCCUAUUACACCAUCGCUGUUGUCAUAAUUCAUUUCAUAGUACCUAUCACUAUUGUGAGCUUCUGCUACUUUCGGAUUUGGAUCUUAGUGAUUCAAGUAAGAAGAAGAGUCAAAUCAGAAAUAAAACCAAGACUGAAGCCAAGUGACUUCAGAAACUUUCUCACCAUGUUCGUGGUUUUCGUGAUCUUUGCCUUUUGUUGGGCACCACUGAACUUCAUUGGACUAGCUGUAGCUAUCAAUCCUUUGGAAAUGGCACCAAAAAUUCCUGAGUGGUUGUUCGUCGUAAGCUAUUUCAUGGCCUACUUCAACAGUUGCCUUAACGCAAUAAUAUACGGACUUCUUAACCAGAAUUUUCGGAAAGAAUAUAAACUAAUCCUAAUGUCACUGUGGAUGCCAAGGCUUUUCUUUCAGGACACAUCCAAAGGGGGGACUGAAGGUCCAAAGAGCAAGCCUCCUGCUUUAAACAACAAUAACCAAAUCAAAACUGAUACCUUGUAAAUGUGUUAUGGUGAAUGCAAAGAAGUGUCAUUAAGAAUGCCAGUGAUGUAAUUGUAAGAUUACACUCAUUCUUGCUUACUUCUCUCUUCUUUCAAUUUUAAUGUCAUAUAGUGACUGGAAUCCUG
This is a messenger RNA of Dermochelys coriacea (leatherback sea turtle), 1199 nucleotides long. RefSeq names its product melatonin receptor 1B (gene MTNR1B). Lineage: Eukaryota; Metazoa; Chordata; Testudines; Dermochelyidae. The record is from RefSeq and is a predicted model, not a curated record. Gene Ontology annotation, biological process: G protein-coupled receptor signaling pathway. Gene Ontology annotation, cellular component: membrane. The transcript is spliced from 2 exons. Gene Ontology annotation, molecular function: melatonin receptor activity. Bases 1 to 1074 code for a protein of 357 amino acids.